UUCUCCCCCGACAGCAUAAACGUGGGUCCCUUUAAUCUUCAAAAUAAUCAGAGCCAGUAUGGGAAAGAAAAGAAAAACACACUGUGCCAAAUCGUACUAGCUUUCUCUCUCCUCUGCUCUCUCUCUCUCUCCUACCGCUUCUUCAAGCCCCACCAGUACCACACCCACCACCACCUCUAGGGUUUUCCAUAGCCUAAACUUCGAUUCCUUCCUCAUUCCUCAGCUUUUAUGACAGUAUCUCACUCAAUGUGUAAAAAAGAACACCCCCCCACCUCUUGUUUCAGGGUUUAGAUGUCAUAAUAUGGAGCCAGUGAAAGAAGUGUAAAAACUAUACAAAUUGUGAACUUCUCUGAUCUACAAACAGUCUAAAAAUUACCUGUUCUGUUCUUUUUUCCAUGAAUUUCCUGUGUCUGAAGUGCUUCUUUAGAGACCUUUAAGGAUAAAUGUUGCAGGACUGAAUUCCAUCUUACUGUUUUUGGCAUUACAUUCAAGUGGCUUUAGUAGAGUAACCCUGUAAUGGGUUCGUUUUCUGGUACUUGUGAAAUUGUUGAAGCAAGUGAGGAGCUGAAUCUAGGUGGUCAACAUUCUAGGUCAUAUAAUGACAAAGAUCGGAAAUUUCCUAUGCUCAGACUUGGACGUAAGGAUUCCAUAGAAGGUGAUAUUAAUCAACUUUUUGAGGCAAUUAGUCUUAAACCUUUGUCCAAGGACUUGCGUCUUUCACAAGAUGGAACAAGCCCUUUAAACAAAAGUGCCUUGAAAAGGCCAAUUACAGUCGGUAUGUCUAAUUCACCGAGAUUUGGGAAUUCAGAACCUGUAUCGCUGAAACAGGCAUUAAGGGAGCUAUGCAUUUCCAAGGCAUCAGAAAUGGCUGCUAUGAAACGGUUAUCAAAGUCAACUGGUUCCCCAGGAGUCUCAGAAGCUGGAAGGAUAAAGACAUUGUACAAUGCAGUUGUGGUUGAAGCUAGUGAAUCUGGCCUAUCCUUAGCUGAAGGUAAACGGAGUCUGGUCAAAAUAUCACUGGUGCCAGAAGAAAGCAAAUCAAAUUCUUUUGGGAAGAUGCCUGAGCAUUGUCAAAUGCCCAACAUGAAGUCACCAAGUCAAAGUUCCCAUUCCUCUCCUAGAUUUACUGCUGCAAAAACACAAAAUAAUGCUGGUAAUAUACAAAAUGAGAUUGUUUCUACAUCAAGGAUAGUUGGGGAUCAUACACCAAAGGUAGAGCUUGCACAGAAAGAGAAGCAUGCAUCUGCACCUUCUCCAUCUUCUUCUAGUACUGCUGGCAACAUAUCAGAGCUGGUUGAAAAAGUUCCUGCCUCAAUGAAGUUAGCAAAUAAAGCAGCGGCACCUAAGCCUGGGCGGAAAGGCAGAAUGCAAGCCGUACCUUCUUCUAGUUCAGUUGUUGGUGGUAGGGCGAGCAAGUUAUCCAGGAAUACCCCCCGCUCUGUCAAAUCAGUUGUUAGGAACAAGACUUCUGUCAAGAAGAAACUAAAGCAGAAUUCAAGCUCUGCUGCCUGCACUUCUACUGCAUAUGACAAAGUUAAUAAUGACUUGGAUUCUAGUAAAGGUCAACUGGUGGAGAAAAGUGUUGAUGAUCAUUUUUGGAAGCCCAAUAGAAAGAAGAAGCCCAACAACGUGGGCAGAAAAGAGUUAGAAAAAGGUUUAAAAAACACAAACGAGAAGCAUCCAUCAGCAGUUCCCAACCGAAAAAUCCAAGCUCACCAGGCAAAUGCUACUCAAGCAUUAUUACUAUAG
This is a messenger RNA of Quercus lobata, 1749 nucleotides long. Its product is annotated as serine/threonine-protein kinase KIPK2-like. NCBI's taxonomy places the organism in Eukaryota, Viridiplantae, Streptophyta, Magnoliopsida, Fagales, Fagaceae. Bases 517 to 1749 code for a protein of 410 amino acids. The transcript has 4 exons. The record is from RefSeq and is a predicted model, not a curated record.